This is a messenger RNA of Dibothriocephalus latus, 210 nucleotides long. Lineage: Eukaryota; Metazoa; Platyhelminthes; Cestoda; Diphyllobothriidea; Diphyllobothriidae. The record is from the annotation of a GenBank genome assembly.
AUGCAGGACGCAACACAGGCCUCUGCCCUCGAGUCGACAGGCCUCUGGGUGAGCCCUGCUCCAGCUUUAAAUACAACUGACGCCACGCGAAUCCGCCUCAACGUCAUCUACCGUUGGAAGCGCAUUCGGGACCCGGAGACGUCUUUCGUGGUGGUUUUGCGCACUGUGGAGGCACCCUCGACGCCGCCGCAGCAACAACUGGCAGAGCUG